Molecule: messenger RNA, 316 nt
Organism: Racocetra persica
Lineage: Eukaryota; Fungi; Glomeromycota; Glomeromycetes; Diversisporales; Gigasporaceae
Source: the annotation of a GenBank genome assembly
GAUGCAUCUCUUAUUGAAGAUAUUUCGCAGUCCUCAGCUUGUUUAGAAUCACCGGUAACCCUUGAGGCCCAAAGGAGCACUAGAGGGACAUCCUCCAAUUCACUGCCUAUCAAAGAUCUCUCUGAUAAGAAAUAUAUUAAUCAAAUGAAAUCUGAAAAGAUGAUACCUCAAUCAUGUGAUGUAAAAACCGUGACAAAAUGUCACGAUCAAAAUUAUGUGCUUGACAAUUCUGAUAUUAUCUCUAUUGAAAUAUCUGAAUCCGACAAUCAAAUUGUAGAAGGUUUAAUACAAGAAAUAACCUGUAAUCAAACACAAA